Messenger RNA from Cherax quadricarinatus, 580 nucleotides. Lineage: Eukaryota; Metazoa; Arthropoda; Malacostraca; Decapoda; Parastacidae. The record is from RefSeq and is a predicted model, not a curated record.
AAUCUGAACAUGUUUCCACAGUGAUGGGUGUAUGCAAAAUGAUAAAGAUAACUGCAGCUUUACACCUGACCUGACACCUGAUAGUAAUACCAAUGUUACCUCUUCUCUUCUCUCUGUGCCUUUCCUCAAAACAGUGAUAAAUUUUUGUAAUUCUACUGAUCAUGACACUACAGUGCCCACCAAGCAUAACCUACUAUGUGAUAAACAUAGCAUUCAAGAAGUUAUUGAUCAACAUGACGAUAUGAAAACAAUCCCGGGGAACACUUUGAUGAACACGAACUUUUCAGUGGUAAUGGCACCUCCUCCUGGGGAUACAAUUGUCUUCGUGCUGGACUACAGUAUCAUCAUGCAGAACGUGAGUAUCAUGGGAUAGGAAGGAAGGAAUAAAACUGAAGUGGGGAAAGGAAGAGGGAAAGGAAACAGAAAAAUGAGUACAGUAGGGCCCCACUUAUACAGCAGGUUAGGUUCCAGGCUACAGCCAGAAAGGAGAAUGACAUUUUUUCCACCUAUAAAUGAAUGCAUAUAAAUGUUAGAUAACAAUGUUAUACUAACAUAUAUUAAGUAGCAAUCGAACUAGGCA